GCUGUUGAGGACUGACCGAACAUUUCUUCGUCUUCCCGGCGAAAGGGACGCGGCGACGGGGCCCAAAACGAAGCGGCGUUUACGGCGGAUUGUGUCCACUUAUGACGCAUUCCACGGACACGUGAGGUCCAUGUUGGGUCGAGGCGUAAAGCGGAAGUGGAGCUGCACGGAGGAGCUGGCGGCCGCAGAGGAGAAGGCGAGCGUCCCCCGGGAAGCCAGCCGCCUGCAGCAGCGCCAGCGGGUGCUGGGCCUGUGUUUGGAGAAGCUGCAGCGCUACCAAGCCGGGAUGGAGCACAGCCUGCGGCGCUCGGUGCUGCUGUUCAACACGCUGCGGCAGAUCCACGACGACAUGUGCGGCGACGCGGCGGAGGGCGCCGUCCGUCCCGACUCGCCGCUUCUGCGGGACGCCCUCAGUGUGGAAAUGUCCCUCACGUGCCCCGGGUGCGCGGAGGGCGGCCAGGAGAGCCCGUCCUCGGCGCCGUCCCCCGAACUCUCUUCCCAGGAGAUGAGCAUGGGGGCGGAGCUAAAGCCUCCUAUCAGCGCGUUCAGCGACGCGGUGAACGGCAUGGGCUACCUCGGCGACCUCGCCCUGGACGAUAUCUUCGAGGACAUCGACACGUCCAUGUACGAGACCUCGGAUCUGUGGACGGCAGGCUCGCUCUGGCCCGUCAGCGUGUCCCUGUGGGCGGACCAGGACGCCAGGAUGCGGCCCGACGGCCACGCCUUGCCCGGGAGCCUCCAAUCGCGUCUGAUGGACCUGAACGAGCUGGACCACAUCAUGGAGAUCCUGGUCAAGUCCUGAUCCAGGAGAAGGAUUGUUGCAGAUCCACAAUCAAAAGGAAGAACAAAGUCAGGUGACAGUUUUCUGGGUUCACGAAGAAACCCGGGCCGUCAGACUUGACUUGAAGGCAGCGCCGGUGCCAGCAACCAAUCAGGAGGACUUUGUCCUCAAUAGUCACCAUUCUCCUAAUUCCAUCAUCUAGUACUACCAUAUCGUUUAAGACCUGCACAAACUCCUUUGUGUUGAGUAUCAUGAAGAAUUUGGAUCCUUAAGAGAUGUGACAUCAUCGAUACGGGUGUCCCCAUCCCAUAUUUAAAGAUCCCAUAUCAGCCAGGAACUAAUAUUUAGUGCAUCCGGAAAGUAUUCACAGCGCUUCACUUUUUCCUACGUUACAGCAUUAUUCCGAAAUUGAAUAAAUUCAUUUUUGUCCUCAAAAUUCUACACACAAUACCCCAUAUUGACAAUGCGAAAACAUUUGUUUUCCAUGUAUACUUAGCCUGUUUAUUUUUAAUACAUUUGCAAACAUUUCUAAAAAAAAAAAAUUAGUUUUUUACAUUGUCAUUAUGGGCUUUUAUGUGUAGAAUUUUGAGGACAUUUUUUUUUUCCCAUUUUAGAAUGAGGCUUCAAAUUUGAAUUGGCAAAUUUAUCUGCUUUGAUGCAAAAAAAAAACUGUACAGUGCAUCCGGAAAGUAUUCACAUCGCUUCACUUUUUCCACAUUUUGUUAUGUUACAGCCUUAUUCUAAAAUGGAAUAAAUCAAUUUGUCCUCAAAAUUCGACACACAAUACCCCAUAUUGACAAUGCGAAAACCUUUGUUUUCCCUGUAUACUUAGCCUGUUUAUUUCGAAUAAAUUUGCAAACAUUCCUAAAAAAAAUAGUUUUUCACAUUGUCAUUAUGGGCUUUUAUGUGUAGAAUUUUGAGGACAAAAAUGCAUUUUUCCAUUUUAAAAUAAGGCUUCAAAUUUGAAUUGGCAAAUUUAUCUGCGUGGAUGCAGAAAAAAAACUGUACAGUGCAUCCGGAAAGUAUUCACACCUUUUCCACAUUUUGUUACGUUACAGCCUUAUUCUAAAAUGGAAUAAAUCUAUGUUUGUCCUCAAAAUUCUACACACAAUACCCCAUAUUGACAAUGCGAAA
Molecule: messenger RNA, 1915 nt
Organism: Nerophis lumbriciformis (worm pipefish)
Lineage: Eukaryota; Metazoa; Chordata; Actinopteri; Syngnathiformes; Syngnathidae
Product: SERTA domain-containing protein 3-like
Cellular component (GO): nucleus
Molecular function (GO): transcription regulator activity
Source: RefSeq, a predicted model, not a curated record